GACUCCUCUGCCUCAGAUGUCUAUAAAUUUGAGGGACAAUCCAUUCCAUUGACAUUACAAUAUAGCGCAAAAAAUCUAGAGGCGUGUUUUCUCCUCCAACUAUGGGAGAAGCGCAUUAUGCAACCGCAACCACCACCUUCUCCGGCGAUUUCUACCCUUGUCAAAUCGCCAAUCAAAAUUAUCGUGAAUUGCCUAAACCCGACGUUCAAAUUAUUACCUCCGGUGGUCUACGCAUUCCGGCGCACAGUAGUGUCCUGGCAUCCGUGUCAUCCGUGCUUGAGAAUAUUAUUGAUAGACCCCUCAAGCAUCGCAGCUCCGAGAGAAUUAUUCCCAUUCUCGGCGUUCCUUGCGAUGCCGUUGCGUCGUUCAUUCGGUUCAUAUAUUCCUCCAGGUGCGAUGAGGAGGAGCUGGAGAAGUAUGGGAUCCAUCUACUGGCAUUAUCCCAUGUUUAUCUGGUCCCAAAUCUGAAGCAGAGGUGCGCCAAGGCUGUGGGUCAACAUUUGACGAUUGAGAAUGUGGUCGACGUGCUUCAAUUGGCAAGACUCUGCGAUGCACCGGACCUUUACCUCAAGUGCAUGAAGUUGGUUAAUGGCCAUUUCAAGGCUGUACAGAAGACUGAAGGAUGGAAAUUCGUGCAAAAUCAUGACCCUUGGCUAGAACUCGAGAUUCUCCAAUUCAUCGAUGAAGCUGAAUUGAGGAAAAAGAAAUCGAGGAGGCAUAGGGAGGAGCAGAGCCUGUACAUGGAGCUGAGUGUAGCAAUGGACUGCUUAGAGCACAUAUGCACCGAAGGAUGCACGAGCGUCGGGCCGUAUGACAUGCAGCCCACCAAGAAGAGAGGACCGUGUAGCAAGUUUUCCACAUGUCAAGGUAUCCAGCUUCUGAUCAAGCACUUCGCCACCUGUAAGAAUCGCGUUAAUGGAGGUUGCUCCCGUUGUAAGCGGAUGUGGCAGCUACUAAGGCUUCACUCUUCCAUAUGUGACCAGCUUGAGUCAUGCAAAGUUCCUCUUUGCAGGCAAUUCAAAUUGAAAAUGCAACAAGAGAAAAAGGGAGAUGAUCCUUUAUGGAGGUUACUGGUAAAGAAGGUAGCGUCUGCCAGAGUUAUGUCUUCUCUCAAAUUGCUCAAGAGGAAAAGAGAAGAGCAACCGAGGGAGAUGGUACAGGACCAUGGGUUAAGGACCUUCAGAUUGUAAUUCAACUAGAACAAAGUGUGGUGCUGCAAGAUUCAUUAUAAUGUUUGUUCUUGUUGUGGAUAUUAAAUAAGCUGUAAUGAGGUGGUUUUUGUUAGGAAAAAAAGGGAGAGAGAAAGAAAAAGAGAAGUCAGCAUUUUGGUUAGUCCUUUGCACUCGUUUGUUUAUGAAGAGUCUGUGAAGGAGUAGAAGAAAGUGUGAAUUAGAUAAUGAAGUUGAGUGAAAUAUUAUUGUAUAUGAAGGAAAAGGUAGUGGUUAAAGUGGUUGCAUGUAAUAUAAUUUUCUCUAUAAAUGCAAGUAGCUCAUAGUUUGCCCUUC
Manihot esculenta (cassava) is the source of this 1505-nucleotide messenger RNA. RefSeq names its product BTB/POZ and TAZ domain-containing protein 1. Bases 102 to 1190 code for a protein of 362 amino acids. Lineage: Eukaryota; Viridiplantae; Streptophyta; Magnoliopsida; Malpighiales; Euphorbiaceae. The record is from RefSeq and is a predicted model, not a curated record. Gene Ontology annotation, molecular function: protein binding. Gene Ontology annotation, cellular component: nucleus. The transcript is spliced from 5 exons.